AACAGCAGUGACGUCACGUUCCGCUCCAUGUAUGGUGUUAGUUUCUCAUCCCAGUCGGUCGAGUAACGUGUUGAGAUCAGCAGCACCGGCUACAGAGAGGAAACGCUCGGCGAGUGAAAAAAUGAACGUGGAACACGAAAUAACACUCCUCGUGGACGAGAUUCGUCGGCUUGGCAGCAAAAAUGCAGAUGGCAAAACCAGUGUCAAAUUUGGAGUUCUGUUCAACGACGACAAGUGUGCCAACCUCUUUGAGGCGCUCGUCGGGACAUUGAAAGCAGCCAAGCGAAAGAAGAUCAUCACGUUCAACGGGGAACUCUUACUGCAGGGAGUUCACGACAACGUGGACGUCAUAUUACUGCAGGAAUGAACUUGACGGGCUGUCUUCUAGUCAAAUACAGUGGUUUUGUUUUGAGAGAUCUCAGUGCUGCAGUGAAAGAGCAACGUUUUGAUAUCACAAUCAUGAAUGUAUAAUUUUUCUACAUUGGAAUAAUUUUUUAUAAAGCUGAGGGGAGUGAGCUGCAUCCCAAACUCUCUUCUUUUCCUUUAAAUGUGCAACAGCCAUUGAUUAUUGACGAGGUUGACGUUGCUACCUCUUGUAGACCUUUAUCAGUUUUUUUAAAUCAUUUUUUGUGACUGCAAAACCAAAUGAAUAUUGCAUCUUUGGCACAUAUCAGUACUGUAUUUGUUUGUGAGCAAAAGUUAUGGAUGCUUGACAUCAGUAUAAUUUCUACUGUUAUUAAUUUUUAAUGUCUUACAGAAGACUUGGCCAAUGACCUUCCAGUGCAAUACGGUUACUGUGAAAAUGGCCAUGAAAUUUGUACCAAAUGUUUAGUUGAUUUCCUUUCUGUGGGCCACAGGACUUCACAGAGUUGACUAUUCGGGUAACCUGUACUUAAAAGUAAUGCUUGAAAUGAGAUAAAUGAGCUGUUCUGAUGUGGAAACUUGAGUAGAAACCUAGCAACAAAUGAAUGCCUUAUGAGGUUUUUAGCACACAUUUCUAUAUGAAAUUUGAGACUAUAUUGCUGGAAUGGUUGGAAUAUUUUUAAGUUCAUCCACUUGUUGGCUGCAUCACAUUAAAAUGGGACAGCACAAGUCCUGGAACUUUUUGGCAAGACAAAUGCAAGGUUUGUGUUAUGAAAUUUAAAGGAAUCACAUUGUCUGAAUCCCAGGUGCCUCCCUGUUGGACAUGACAGGUGUAGAAGCCAUUAAUUUUUUACCUAUAUGGAGCGCUCCCUGAGUGCACUAGCGCACUAUAUGGGGCGCUCCCUGAGUGCACUAGCACACUAUAUGGGGCGCUCCCUGAGUGCACUAGCGCAUUAUAUGGAGCGCUCCCUGAGUGCACUAGUGCACUAUAUGGAGCGCUCCCUGAGUGCACUAGCGCACUAUAUGGGGCGCUCCCUGAGUGCACUAGCGCAUUAUAUGGAGCGCUCCCUGAGUGCACUAGCACACUAUAUGGGGCGCUCCCCAAGUCCAGUAGCGCAUUAUAUGGGGCACUCCCUACGUGCACUAGUGCACUAUAUAGGAAACAUCUGAGAUUUAGGCUGUGAGCAGGGUCUACUCAAGAUCACGGAUUUACACUGAAAAGAUCUACACUUUGCCUUCAUAUCAGCACUCUGAUAUUCACCUCAUUAAAACUGUACCAUUUGUAGUCUCUCAAACUGUGUUUAUUUUGCUUUCAAAUUAAAAUGACUCUGAUAAGUA
Pygocentrus nattereri (red-bellied piranha) is the source of this 1701-nucleotide messenger RNA. RefSeq names its product ABRA C-terminal like (gene abracl). NCBI's taxonomy places the organism in Eukaryota, Metazoa, Chordata, Actinopteri, Characiformes, Serrasalmidae. Gene Ontology annotation, biological process: regulation of actin filament-based process. The record is from RefSeq and is a predicted model, not a curated record. The coding region runs from base 32 to 367 and encodes 111 amino acids. The transcript is spliced from 3 exons.